UUCAAUUUCACAGAACAGAUAAGUAAAAUAAAUAUUUUCCAAAAACCAAAUCCAUUUAGAAAGGAUCAUCCGCCACAUAUCCCAACUGGCACCGCAGGUUAUGAAGUUUUCACCUUCUAUCCAACCUUUGAGGAGUUCAAAGAUUUCAAAGGAUCUCCCGAAGGAUGGACACCGCGACCGACCAAAGGGAAGUUCAAGUACAAGGAUGACCAAGUAGAGCAUUUCAUUAUACAAAGUCCUGUAGAGGAGUCUGUCGAUCGUGAAAAUGAUGCGAUUAUAAAAAAUAAUCUCGUCUACAAAAAAUCUAUGACAGCAUUGGAAUAUAGGAAACUUGCUCAGAGUCCUAAGUACCGUAAUCCUUAUCCCGAUUUGCGUGGCAAGGAUAUCGAAAUCCAAUAUUUCAAAAAUAUGUUCACUUCGCAUCCAAUUUAUGGUGCCGACACGGAGGGUUCUUUUUAUGACGAAGGUGUUAACGAAUUCAACAUGAAAAAACUCGGGACUAUUUUGGACGAAACAAAGGAUGCCACUGGAGGAAAGGAAUUUUGCGGGAAAUGUUCUCAGUUUAUUGCUUAUUUUGUUAAAGUUCACUUUAUUAUUGUCAAAGGUAGGAUAAUAUUCGAACCAGAAGAAUCUGUAAUAAAAGGUGUGAAUUCUGUCUAUCUCUACUUUGGAAUGUACGGUGCAUCGUUUGCAUGGCAUGUAGAGGAUAUGGAACUCUAUUCUAUCAACUUACUUCACUAUGGCUCACCGAAGUACUGGUUCGCCAUUCCCCCGGAGGCCUCACCACGCUUUGAAAGACUUAUGCGACAGCAGUUCCCAAACUAUGAUCGACAGUGCAAGGCUUUCAUGCGUCAUAAAAGCUUUAUGGUCCUUCCAUCCCUUUUGGACAAGUACAAGAUUCCUUAUGGUACUAUGAUUCAAUACCCUAAUGAGUUUAUAAUAACGUUCCCUCAUGGAUAUCAUAUGGGUUUCAAUCUUGGAUACAACAUCGCGGAGAGUACAAAUUUCGCCACAGAUCGUUGGAUUGACUUUGGUAAGAAUGCUGUUUUGUGCAAAUGCAGGUCGGAUAUGGUGGAAAUAGAUAUGACGCCUUACAUGAAAAAAUAUAGAAGGGAUCAAUUCGAGAAGUGGUAUUCAUACUGGUAUCUGCCUAAACCAAGUACAGAGGUUGACUAUCUACCGAAAAAGAAGAAGAAAAAACGAGAUGAGACGAGUUCUAUCGAAAAUCUCUCAAUUGAGAGCGCGAAGAGACGACGUACCAGUGAAAAGAAUGAGAUUAUAGCAAUGCUGUGGUCCAAUGAGCCGGUUAACUUUUUCGCAGAAAGGACUUUUAAUCAAACCGCCGCCCGUAUUUGGCCCCAUUGUGCUGUUUGUCAAUACUUUCAACCCAUACAUAUGUCAACGUCUGCCAAGGAAGCUCCAGAACGUUCUCCACGGCUAGCAUUUGGUCUUUGCUUUGCGAAGGAUCCGCGAAGGGUUCCCAGCUUGGAUUUGACUGAGGAUCGACUUCUGACGUGCUCGAAUUGCUGCGUAACAGUUCAUCCCUCGUGUUAUGGUGGUCAAUCUAUCAGCAUUUCAGCAUUGGGUGAGAUCGGAUAUCUCGAGUCGUUUGGCUUUUUCCUUGUUGCUCCCAAACGUCUUUUUCUCACCUCAGGCACCUGGCUGUGCUUCCGUUGCAAAGAUCGAAAUGACGUGGCCAUUCGAGGUACAUCAUGUCAUCUUUGUGAGCUUCGAGGAGGUGCGCUGUUGCCAUGCCGUGCUGGUGCAGAUAUCUGUGCCUUCGUACAUACAGUUUGUGCAAUUUUCAAUCGGCGGACUGUUUUCAAUGACGCGAAUAAUCCCUCUUGCUGCUACACUCACCCUCCAUCAAAACAAACUUCUAUCAAUGGCGUAUUGAACUACUUACCAAAGGAGUAUGUUUACGAAAUGGGCGAUGACUACGAAAACUCUCGCUUCCAGUGUGAUUUAUGUGGCCAUUCUAGAGAAGGCCUUCUAAGGUGUACAGCGUGUGAUGAGGACGGUGAUCCUGUUCUCGCACAUGCUACAUGCGCAAGACAAGCAGGGUUUCUGUUUGAACGACGCACCUACCCUCAAAUAACCGUCAUGAUUUGUGAUCGACACCAAAAACCUGAAGUGGGACCGCUGAUGGAUGUGAAUUUGGGAGACAUUGUGAUAGCUUGGAUGGACGGCGGUUCUCGGGUACGACAGGGCAGGGUGGAUCGUUUGGUCCUACGAACGCUGCUAACGAUCGACUUUGAAGAUGGAUCAGUUUCGGAAAACACAUUGCCUAGUGACAUCGUACAAUGUGGCUGCAUUCGGCAGCAGGGUUGUCGCGAUGGACAACAUCAACCUGGCAGCAGGGUUAAAGUGCAUUGGAGUGAUGGUGAACUCUACGAUGGCUACUAUCGAUGUAUCUCGAAGACUAUCGAGUACACAGUUGUAUUCGCAAAUGGAACAUCUGCUCGCCUACCACGGGCUGACCUCUAUGGGGCUGAUGAUCCAGUACCACCUGAAGUUCGAAGACGUCUACGCAAGCGGAAAGUUUAUCAGAGUUCUAUUAAAGUCGAAGGAAAUCCGGAAGUUCAAAUAAUUUCUAUGGCACGAAUAAAAGAAUCAAUAGCCAGCACCUCGUUCCCACGUAACACUCGAGCUCAUCAGCUUUGA
Messenger RNA from Haemonchus placei, 2664 nucleotides. The record is from the annotation of a GenBank genome assembly. Lineage: Eukaryota; Metazoa; Nematoda; Chromadorea; Rhabditida; Trichostrongylidae.